AUGUUUGUCCAGCAAAUCAACGACAUCUUCAAUUUAACCGGUCGCUAUAUAGCUCCGGACAACGUUGCCUGCUGCAAACACGCAGCGGCUAUCCCGCAGAAGGAACAGAAUAUCGAUUUCAUCAUCGCCACAAUCAAGCUCAAACUCGGCGGCCCUGAGGUAUUCCUCCCACUGAGUCGCGAGAUAGUCAGGCGAGCCAAGCUCGAAUGCUGGGGCGGCAGUAUCAAGAGGGCCUUUGCCCUUGCAAAAGCCGCAAGACUGCCCCUUGCAAACGGAACAUGUCUUAUCAGACACUUCGUUUUGCUCUUGACCAUGCGUAUACUCCAAUGCGUCGUGGGCUCGGAGUGA
This is a messenger RNA of Fusarium pseudograminearum CS3096, 348 nucleotides long. RefSeq lists its product as uncharacterized. Lineage: Eukaryota; Fungi; Ascomycota; Sordariomycetes; Hypocreales; Nectriaceae. The coding region runs from base 1 to 348 and encodes 115 amino acids. The record is from RefSeq and is a predicted model, not a curated record. The transcript has 2 exons.